This is a messenger RNA of Cygnus atratus (black swan), 2874 nucleotides long. RefSeq names its product WSC domain containing 1 (gene WSCD1). Gene Ontology annotation, molecular function: sulfotransferase activity. The coding region runs from base 370 to 2097 and encodes 575 amino acids. NCBI's taxonomy places the organism in Eukaryota, Metazoa, Chordata, Aves, Anseriformes, Anatidae. The record is from RefSeq and is a predicted model, not a curated record. The transcript is spliced from 9 exons.
GGGGCCGGGCUCGGCGCGGAGCCGGGCUUAGCCGCCUCCCAGACAUGCGUCCCGGCUCCUUGUGAUAUUCCACCGGAUCGGCCGGGACUUUGCCUCACCACACCGGGAGUUCCUUGACCGCAAAAGAAAGGUGCGGGCGCCAGCCGCGGGCAGCUUGGCGAUGGCACCAGCCCGGGGCUGUGCCCAGCCUGUCGGCUGCCUGGGAGCCUGAUGGCCACAAGGGUCCGGCCACGGGCGGCCGGAGAGAAGACCGCACAGCGGGAGACGGCACCGAAGUGAUGGGCUGAACUUAUGGGAGGAACCAGCACCUAUCCAGGCAGGGGUCUGGGGACCCACUGGGAAGCGUGAAGGGCCCAUUUCAGUAAGGGCAUGGCCAAAGCUUUCUUCAGGCUACAGAAGUUUCUUCGGCGGACCCAAUUUCUGCUCUUUUUCCUGACAGCUGCUUACCUAAUGGCUGGCAGCCUCCUGCUGCUGCAGCGGACCCGCCUGGUGGUCCAGCAGGGGUCACGCGGGACCUCCGCCGGGCAGGCCCUGCUGGUGCCGGAGGCGAUGCUGGGCGCUGGGCUGGCAGACCCCCGGGCGGCACAGAGCCCCCAUCCCAGGCUGCUGGCGGGCAUGGCCACGCUGCAGGAGCUGGCGCCGGCCCAGCGGCACGGCCCGCACUGGCUCACGUCCCGCAACUCGGAGUUGAGGCAGCUGAGAAGAAGGUGGUUCCACAGGUUCAUCAGCGAUCAGGAGCCCAUGCAAACAGCAGGACUCAAAGCGAUGAAGCAUACUGCUGAACACAAAGGUACCUACAUGGGAUGCUUCAGUGAUGAUUCGAGGGAGAGGACACUGAAGGGUGCUGUGUUUUAUGACUUAAGAAAAAUGACAGUAUCUCACUGUCAGGAAGCUUGUGCUGAGAGGGCUUACACCUACGCGGGCCUGGCAUACGGAGCAGAGUGCUACUGCGGGAACAAGCUCCCAGUCACUGCCUCCAGGCCUGAGGAGUGCAACAGCGAGUGCAAGGGCGAGAAGGGCUCCAUCUGUGGCGGGGUGAACCGGCUGUCUGUCUACAGGGUGGAGGAGCUGUGGGCAGCGGCACCACGACGGAGGAAUGUUAUCUAUCGAGGAUGUUUUAGAGCUCCAGAAAAUUUAACAGACACCUUUCCAGCCUCUUUGAUACAGCCCAAUUUGACGGUGGAGAUGUGCUCUGAAUUUUGCUCCAAGAAAGAAUUUCCCUUGGCAGUCAUCCGAGGGCGGGAGUGCUACUGCGGCUACCCCACUGGGCGCUUCUCGCUGCACAGCGGCGCAGACAGGCAGCUCUGCAGCGGGAUGCUCAACGUCAGCACUGCUGCCAGGGGGAAGUACUGCCUGGUCUACCAGACGCCAGUGCAAGACACCCGCUGCACAGACAGAAAAUUCUUAACCACUAAAUCCAAAGUAUUUGUUGCUUUGUCAAGUUUUCCUGGAGCUGGCAAUACAUGGGCUCGCCAUUUGAUAGAGCAUGCUACGGGCUACUACACGGGCAGCUAUUACUUCGAUGGAGCCCUCUACAACAAAGGUUUUAAAGGAGAAAAAGACCACUGGAGAAGUAGAAGGACCAUCUGCGUGAAAACUCAUGAAAGCGGCAAGACAGAGAUUGAAAUGUUUGACUCUGCCAUCCUGUUGAUAAGGAACCCGUACAAGUCGCUCAUGGCUGAGUUCAACAGGAAAUUCGCUGGGCACCUAGGCUAUGCCACGGACCGCAACUGGAAGAGCAAAGAGUGGCCUGAUUUCGUGAACAGCUAUGCCUCCUGGUGGGCCUCCCAUGUCCUGGACUGGCUGAAGUAUGGAAAACGCCUCCUUGUCAUCCACUAUGAGGACUUGAAACAGAGCCUCAUCCCCAAGCUGAAGGAGAUGGUGGAGUUCCUCAACAUGACAGUGACAGAGGACCGGCUGCUCUGCGUUGAGAACAAUAGGGAUGGGAAUUUCAAGCGGUCUGGUGCUAAGCAGAAGAAUUUUGAGCCAUUCACCCAGGAAAUGAAAGAUCUUAUCAACAGAUACAUCCUGACAGUGGAUGAAGCCCUGAGGGGAAGAAACUUCACAGGGCUACCCAGAGAGUAUGUGCCAAGAUGAUAGUGUGGUAGCACUCAGCUAUGUUUAGAAAUAUAUAUUUUUUUUCAUAAAAAAAAGACCUGUAUAGCAGCUAAAGCAAAGAUACUUGUGGAAUCUGCUGAGUAGUGCAAAUUCUCUCUACUCUUGGAUGUUCUUCAGGGCACUAAGAGCUCCAAAAGACAAAACAAAGGAUAGAAACCAAGGCAAAGCUACCAGCGUCUGCCUGCGUGUGCCCCUCUGUGCACAAACGGCCAGAACUCCGCAGCAAAGUGAUGCUGCUCCUGCAGCAGGCAUCCGCCACCAGGGUUGCUGGGGAUUUCACAGCUACCGAGUUGGAAUGGGUAUAUGUAAAGGGAGAAAAAAAGUCUUAACACUGACAAAUGAUUUUCAACGGAGCACUUAAGACAAUAAAUUCUGUUCUCAGCAUGGUCCAUGGCUUCCCUCUUCGGGUUUGCUGGCCAGGGCGGGCUCAAGGCUCCCUGUGGGAGCUGAAGCAAGCCCUUACCAGGCAGGGUGAGGGGAUCAGGCCCCCCAGGGAGCACCGAGGUGGUCUUGACAGAUGCUGAAGGCUGCACCACCACUCUCCAGAGCCAGCCAGCAAGGUGCUCGCCCCAGCUACUGCCGCUUGCUCCGCUUUGUGCCAGGGAGUACCCGGUGCUCAACAGCCACCAGCAUGGAAGCCUAUGAACGGCACAGCCUAAGGGACUGCAAGAUGCUUCUGUUCAUGUGAAAUAAAGGAUUUGUUGAAAACCUGCCCGAAAACAGUAGUUUUAAUAAAAUAAGGAGUUUGUAUAAAGG